Brassica rapa (field mustard) is the source of this 578-nucleotide messenger RNA. Its product is annotated as auxin-responsive protein SAUR21-like. The record is from RefSeq and is a predicted model, not a curated record. Gene Ontology annotation, biological process: response to auxin. Lineage: Eukaryota; Viridiplantae; Streptophyta; Magnoliopsida; Brassicales; Brassicaceae.
UAACUUCUUAUCCUCAACACAUCUUCAAUUAAAAUUUUCAAAGACUAGAAAUGGCUUUAAUGAGAGGACUCUUGGCUGCAAAGAAGAUCUUAAGCCGCUCUGUGAUGGCCACUACACCAAAAGGGUUUCUUGCGGUGUAUGUUGGCGAGGACCAGGUCCAGAAGAAGAGAUAUAUAGUUCCUGUCUCAUAUUUGAGCCAGCCUUCGUUUCAAGCUCUGCUCAGUAAGUCUGAAGAAGAGUUUGGGUUUGAUCAUCCAAUGGGUGGCUUAACCAUUCCUUGUCCUGAAGAUACGUUCAUCAACGUGACUUCUGGGCUAAAGGGAAGAUGAUCCGAGGAGAUAGAGAGAUUUAACGUUGUCUACUCCUGAGUUAGAGAUAAAUUAUUCAAUGUAAAUAGGUCAACCUUUUCCCUCGUUCUUCCUGAGAAAAAGAGUUGUUCAAGAGGUUACAAAGCUCAAAGUAAAUGAAAUUUCUGUUGUAAAAGUGUUCUAUGCUAAUUGAAGAAAGGUUUUUAAAAAUAUAAUUCAUCUUGAAAACUUGGAUUGCUCGAGUGUGAAUCAAUGAAAUGAGUUGAAACA